GUUGCUGGUCUGCUGUUACGAAAGAUUGCCGGAAGAUGUUGAAAAUCCUAAAUAUUCUGAAUACCUCAGUGUGCUCAAACAUCGCCAAAGCUAGUGCAAGCACGAGUGCGCUUCCAAAAGUGCUAUCGGAAUGGAGUCCUCCUCGACAAGUGUGGCUAGAGAACAUGAGCACAGUGGAGGAGAAAAAAGUUGGAAUCAUUGAACUGAACAAUUCUAUAUUUGGUGCGGCUCCACGGAUAGAUAUCGUUCAUCAAAACAUUGAAUGGCAGAGGAAGUAUAGGUUUGUGAGCUUUGCUCACACGAAAACCAGGAACGAAGUGCGAGGUGGAGGGCGAAAACCUUGGCCACAAAAAGGCUUAGGAAGGGCACGACAUGGCUCCAUUAGAUCCCCCCUGUGGAGAGGAGGAGGCAUCGCGCACGGCCCAAGAUCGCCAACGACACAUUUCUACAUGCUGCCCUUCUACAAUAGAGUGCUCGGACUUGUAUCAACAUUGUCGAUUAAAUUGGCACAAGACGAUCUACACGUGGUGAAUGAUUUAGAAAUUCCAACCGAUGAUCCACAGUACUUGAAAGAUUUAGUAGCCGCACGACUGUGGGGUCCUUCAGUUUUGUUCGUCGACUCGUCGGAUGUUUUGCCGACGAACAUUUCUGUUGGUGCUGAAACCAUCAACCACAUCAACUUGAUGCCUGUGUACGGGCUGAAUGUAUAUUCCAUGUUGAAACACAAUACACUGGUUUUAACAGAAAGUGCGAUUAAGGACAUCGAGCGGAAACUUUUAGAACACCUAAAUCGUACUGAUGCUCGUGCUUUGAUGUCCAAAUUUAGAUACGACAAAUAAAAUAAAAACUAAAACAAGAUUUAGUACUCGUAUAGUGGAAAUGUGUAUAAUUAUGUCU
Anopheles coustani is the source of this 897-nucleotide messenger RNA. RefSeq names its product large ribosomal subunit protein uL4m (gene mRpL4). Bases 36 to 839 code for a protein of 267 amino acids. The record is from RefSeq and is a predicted model, not a curated record. Gene Ontology annotation, molecular function: structural constituent of ribosome. Gene Ontology annotation, cellular component: ribosome. Gene Ontology annotation, biological process: translation. The transcript has a single exon. Lineage: Eukaryota; Metazoa; Arthropoda; Insecta; Diptera; Culicidae.